UGCAUGCAUACAGAAACGUCCAAGUUCUAGAGCUUCUUGGCUGCUUUGCAUCUGUGCAGUCGUUUUUCAAGGAGACAAGCUACUACAAGAUGUAACUGUUCCUCGUGGGUGGGAGCAAGAUACUCCAGCUCACCAGUCUUGCAACUCGCUCUAGUCCCUGCUACAAGAUCAAUCAUGCUGCAGCUUUGGUGUCUCUGCAUAACCUUAUGUGUCGCCAUCGCGAGUGCACAGCCGGACUUGUCAUGUCUUCGAACCUGUCUGGCGUCCAAAAGCACACCCUCGACCUUCAGUGACAAUUCCAACUGGGCAAAGCUUGCUUCUCCUUUCAACCUUCGUCUGCAAUAUAAACCAGCCGUAGUUGUGUCGGCAGAUACCGUGUCUCACGUUUCCGAAGGCGUCAAAUGUGCCAGUAGCUGCGGCGGUUUCAAGGUCCAAGCUAGAAGUGGAGGCCAUUCAUAUGCCUCGUUCAGCACAGGAGGACAAAAUGGGAGUGUCAUCAUAGACCUGGCUUCACUCAACACCGUGACCGUGCAUGCUAACAAGUCCGCAACAAUCGAAGGCGGUGUCCGGCUUGGGAACCUCGAUCUUUCACUUUUUGAUGCCGGUAAACGAGCAAUCAGUCAUGGAACCUGUGCAGGUGUUGGUAUUGGCGGCCACAGCACACACGGUGGCUACGGCUACGAUUCACGAGCUUGGGGCCUGGCGUUAGAUCACAUUGAGGCGCUUGAAGUCGUGUUGGCCGAUGGUUCAGUCCAACGAGUCUCUGCGAAGCAGAACGAGGACGUUUACUGGGCCGCACGAGGCGCCGCAGAUUCCAUAGCGAUCGUCACGAAGUUCCACAUGCGCACCCAAGCCGCACCCGAGAAACUCGUGUACUGGUCCUACGAUCUGUCCAACUGUAUGUCCAAGAAAGCGACCUUCGUCGCGGCCUUCCAACACGUCCAAAGCUUUGCCCUCAACACGACCGUCCAAGACCGACGUCUGAACUGGGGCAUGUGGCUCGGCACAGACUCAUGGUCAAUCCAGGGCAAAUUCUUCGGCACGCUCACAGACUGGAAGACACGAAUCGAGCCCGAACUCCUCCGCACUCUUCCGAAGCCCGCAGGCAGCGACGUGCGCGAGGUCUCCUGGCUGAAAGCCCAGGCGCUGUUCGAGGGCUCCGAAGACACGGCCGCGCUUGCAAAACCCAAGGAGCCGGGCACGUACACCGAGCACGACACCUUCUACACCAAGAGCCUGACGGUCCCGGACCCGCUCUCGGCAGAGGCGCUGGGCAAUUGGUAUACCUAUGCCACGACGGCCGGAGCGCAGAUCACGUCGCCGAAUCAAUGGUCCUGCGACUUCGAUCUCUACGGCGGGCCGGACAGCCAGGUCAGCAUCUACAACAGCACGUGGUCGGCGUUCCAGCCGCGCAACGCGCUGUGGACGCUGCAGAUGUCUGCCGGCGUCGAGGGAAACCGCGCGUUCGACAAGAAGCUGAUUUCAUUUGUCAAUGGCAUCAGCACGGCCAUCACGAGCAAGAUGCCGAAUACGAAGUUUGCCGCGUAUCAUAAUUAUGUGGAUCCGGAGCUUUCGCCGGCGGAGGCUCAUCGGUUGUACUUUGGGUCCGAGGUGUAUGAGCGGCUGUUAGCGAUCAAGAAAAGGGUUGAUCCGAAUGGCGUUUUCCAGAAUCCGCUUUCUGUCGGUGUGGGUGAUGCGUGA
Molecule: messenger RNA, 1701 nt
Organism: Pseudovirgaria hyperparasitica
Lineage: Eukaryota; Fungi; Ascomycota; Dothideomycetes; Acrospermales; Acrospermaceae
Product: FAD-binding domain-containing protein
Exons: 3
Coding region: 175-1701 (508 amino acids)
Molecular function (GO): FAD binding; oxidoreductase activity
Source: RefSeq, a predicted model, not a curated record